AUGGCGGUCCCGAAUAAGUUCACGCCAGACCAUGCUAUUGUGGACAAGACAAAUCCUUCGGAGGACAGGCCUGUUCCAGAUGGUUUCGAUAGCGUCCAAGAGGGCGAGCUGCAACGGGUUACCAGAGUGUCUUCUGUUUUGACAGUGUUGGUAUCUGGCCUUGCCCUGUUCAGCGAUGGCUACAAUGCACAGAUCAUAGGGUAUAUGAAUGCGCUGUUUCCGGUACUCUACAAAGGCGCUUUUUCGAGCACCAUCAAAACCCGACUGUCAAAUUCGUACCUCAUCGGCGAAAUCUUCGGCAUGCUGUUCUUCGGAUACACCAUCGACAAGCUCGGACGUCGGACAGGCAUCAUCUUCGCCACACUGUUCCUAGUCCUCGGCAUCGUGAUUGCGACUGCCGCACACGGCACCAGUCAGCUUGGCAUGUUCUGGAUGAUGAUCGUUGGGAGGGGAGUUGCAGGCUUUGGCGCCGGCGGAGAGUAUCCUACGUGUGGCACCGGCAGCGCAGAGGCAGCUGACGAAAGUCAGUAUGUACGCCGCAGACGUGGUAUACUCGUCGCUAUCUCCACGGACUUUUCAAUCGAUCUUGGCUUCGUGAUUGCCGGCAUUGUUGCUUUGAUCGUCCUGGCAGCCUACAACGAGAGAACGUCACCCGGCGUAUGGCGAAUCUGCUUCGGUCUUAGGUUUGUCAUCCCAGUAUCGCUCUUCUUCUUUCGCAUUCGCAUAAUCGACAGUACGCAGUACCGGAAGCAUGCCAUGAAGCAUAAAAUACCAUAUUGGCUUAUCAUCAAGCGCUACUGGCGGCCCAUGCUUGGGACGAGUUUGGCAUGGUUCUUUUACAAUUUUGUCACCUACCCGUUUGGCAUAUUCAGCUCCACGAUCAUUAGUCAGCUGAACCCAAACGACUCCCUUGUUCAAAACGUUGGUUACGGAACGGUAGUCAACUGCUUCUACCUCCCAGGCUGCAUAGUUGGAGGCUUGCUCAUGGACCGCAUUGGCCGGAAGCAGACGAUGACCUUGGGAUUUUUCUGUUGGGCAGCUCUUGGCUUCAUUAUUGGUGGGGCCUUGGCGCCCAUCCAGUCCGUGUUCCCGCUGUUCGUUGUCCUAUAUGGGAUCUUUAACUCUUUCGGAGAGAUGGGUCCAGGCGUCGCCACGUUCCUUUGUGGCGCUGAGAGCUUCCCUACGCCAAUUCGCGGCCACUUUCUGGGCCUUGCAGCGGCUGUGGGCAAAGCUGGUGCCGCGAUUGGGACUGAGGUAUUCACGCCUAUUCAGAACUCCUUCCCGAGUGACUUCAAAGGCGUACAAGCCGUUUUCAUCAUCGGCGCAGCAUUCGCGACUGUUGGCGGCAUCAUUUCCUGGACUCUUAUUCCGAACCGAGAAAAAGAGCUUGACAGCGAAGAUGAGCGAUUCCGCAUGUACUUGGAGUCGAACGGGUACGUUGGCGAUUUCGGUGCGAGCCUAGCCCAGGAGUUGAAGAGCACAACCUACAAGGUUUGA
This is a messenger RNA of Baudoinia panamericana UAMH 10762, 1497 nucleotides long. RefSeq lists its product as uncharacterized. Bases 1 to 1497 code for a protein of 498 amino acids. Gene Ontology annotation, biological process: carboxylic acid transport; transmembrane transport. Lineage: Eukaryota; Fungi; Ascomycota; Dothideomycetes; Mycosphaerellales; Teratosphaeriaceae. Gene Ontology annotation, molecular function: carboxylic acid transmembrane transporter activity. Gene Ontology annotation, cellular component: plasma membrane. The transcript is spliced from 5 exons. The record is from RefSeq and is a predicted model, not a curated record.